Molecule: messenger RNA, 4189 nt
Organism: Bolinopsis microptera
Lineage: Eukaryota; Metazoa; Ctenophora; Tentaculata; Lobata; Bolinopsidae
Exons: 4
Coding region: 49-3753 (1234 amino acids)
Biological process (GO): activation of adenylate cyclase activity; hormone-mediated signaling pathway; adenylate cyclase-activating G protein-coupled receptor signaling pathway
Cellular component (GO): plasma membrane
Molecular function (GO): G protein-coupled peptide receptor activity; protein binding
Source: RefSeq, a predicted model, not a curated record
UGUAGCGAUGGUUUCAACACUAAAUCAGCAGAUGCUAUUUGUCGUAAAAUGGGAUACCCCGGACAUUUACAAUGGACUAGUGGUGAUAAGUGGAGCAUCCAAUCAGCACUUCAAAUCACGCUGGAUGAUGUUAAAUGUAGCAGUGAAGAAUGGAGUUCAUGUUCAUUCUCUACUACACACAGCUGUGCUCACAGCGAAGAUGUGUUUCUUCAAUGUGAUGGAAUAGUUGAAGGCGGAUAUAGUGACUUUGGAGAGUGGUCUGAAUGUUCAGCUCUUUGUGAAGGAGGCAUUCAAAAAAGAACAAGAACUUGUAUUUGGCCUGCUCCAGCCCAUGGAGGUGCAGACUGUGUUGGGGAAGCGUCUGAGAGUAAAACUUGCAACGAGAACGAGACUUGUCCAGAGUUUAGUCUGGUAGAUUCUAAUGGCAGUGCUGUCGGUGCUGGAGUUAUUGGCUUGCUGAUGAAUAAUGGUGGAACAGUUUGUAGCGAUGGUUUCAACACUAAAUCAGCAGAUGCUAUUUGUCGUAAAAUGGGAUACCCCGGUUAUUGGCAAUGGACUAGUGGUGAUAAGUGGAGCAUCCAGUCAACACUUCAAAUCACGCUGGAUGAUGUUAAAUGUAGCAGUGGACAAUGGAGUUUUUGUUCAUUCACAUCUACAAACAACUGUGGCCACAGUGACGAUGUGUUCCUUCAAUGUGAUGGAAUUGAAAGAUGCAGUUUCGAGAAUCAGUGGGGUUUUUUGAGGUUCAACUGUCACCAAUACUCUGGAAGAUCAAAAUCAAAAUGUCGCAAUUCUGAUGAAUGGUACAACAGUUUUCCAGCAAUGUUCUCGUCAGGGUUUGAUCUCGAUGGAAAAAGUUUGGAGAAAAUGAGUUUUGAGCAGAAAUGUACAAACGAUGAGAAAUCAUAUCAAUCAUGUGGGGUUUUUCAACAAUUCCAGUCGUUAACAAAUGCUUUGUGUCAGUGGCAAGUUGGUAAUGAUGGAAUAUUAGUUGAUGCAGCGGUUGAGGAUAAGCAACUUGGAAAUAAAACAGAAGUUAUCUUACCAACUGGAAAGGUAGUAAACCAAGACCUCAUCUGCAAUGACAUUUGUGAUGAUUAUAGAGUCCACUGCGAAGAUGAGGCUCAUUGCAACGGCCUAACCUACGGACAAUAUUCUCACGUUGACAAUCAGGUUCAGUACACCAAACCUAUCUUCAUCUGCACACCUUUACAUGCUGAAAACUGUAAUUGUAACGUCACAGAAAUGUGUAAUCCACAGAAUUUUGAAGAAAAGGAUCUAUGUCGCAGAAGUAUAAGUAAUGCUGACAGAUAUAAUCCAAUUUAUGAUAAAUUUCCAGUAUUCAACUUCACAAGGUGCUCACCCACGAAUAUAUGUUCAAAUAACGUAGAUCAAUUUAAUUGUUCGGAUCAUUUGAGGGUUGGAAUGACUUGUAAGAUUCAUGCCUACAUAUCGACUGUAUCUAAAUAUAGGAUGUGUGAACGUGUACCACACUGUGACGAUGGUAUUGAUUCGAUCUGUGAACAAGUUAGUACAUCCUGUCAUGUACAAAAACAUCUUCUUUGCAAUGGUGUAUCAGACUGCAGAGAUGACAGUGAUGAAAGAAUUCUAUUGUGUCAAGCAAAAACCAAACAGUCUUGUAUCAGAAGGGGCGGGAAUGGAACGUUUAGUCAACCACUUCCUCUUGCAUGGCUAAGAGACGGCAUAAAGGAUUGCAUCAACGGUGAUGACGAAAAAAACAUUUGGCCGGAAUGUGGAAGCGGUAAAACAAGGAGAUAUGUGACUGACAAUAGAACUUGUGAGAACGUUUUUCUGUGUACAACUGGUGAUCCAGGAUUCAUCGGGUUCGAUGACCUAUGUGACGGUAUGGACACAUGCGGAAAUGAAAAUGAAAUCUGCAAGGAGUCAAGGGGUUCAAUUUCUGUUUCUAAAAAGGUUGUUACUCACAACCAAGGACUUGAAAAACGCUUGUCCUAUUGUUUCAAAGGACUUGAGCAAGUAUGGAAAUUAACUUAUCCUUGUGGUUCUGAGCAUUUCAUCUUUCCUAAUGAUGACAUUUAUGGAUUGAUGAAAUCGAAAAUAACUUUACCUGAUGUUACAACAAACUGUGAUCACAUGUUUGGAGAGCAGUAUGUAUACUCCAGCUGCAAUGACAAAUGUAUUAACUCACCAUGCCCACUGAAAAACAUUCCCGGGUACAAUUCCUGUCCUGGUCAAUAUCCCGACAGAGUGGCAACUGUAGCUAACAUAAGCAAUGGCGAGUAUCUCACACUUGCUGUAAAAUCUGGAGGUGUCAACGAUAGCGUAUUCGUUAAUGAUAUCUUUGUAUGUGACAAUGGCAUCAAGUGUGUUUCCUACUCUCAGGUGUGCGAUCUUGUUGAUGACUGUGGUGACGGGUCGGAUGAAGCACGAUGCACUAAUCACUUCAAGUGUGAAGCCUCCGAACAUUACAUACCCAAAACAAGCAAGUGUGAUGGAAAGUUCGACUGUUUAGAUUUGACGGACGAGUGUAAUGAUGAAUGCUCAAAGGAAAUUCUUGACGGAUAUGUACUGAAGGGCCUUACGUGGACAAUUGGAAUUUUGGCUGUUUUAGCUAACUUUAGCAUCAUCGUGUGCAGCAUCAAAUCUUUUAAGAAGUGCAGAACCACUGUGGCUCAAACGAAUAAAUCGUUGGUAAUCAUGAUCGGCGUCGGUGAUCUUUUGGUUGGAUCGUAUCUUUUGGCGGUUUCUGUGUUCGAUGUAGCGGUGCAUGGUAAGGAUUACUGUACGAAGCAGACGGCUUGGCUGACAAGCAGUGAAUGCUCUCUUCUCGGAGUUGCAAGCACUAUUGGAUCUCAAUUAUCUCUGUUUGCAAUGACAAUUCUCAGUUUGGUGAGAGCUCAUGGUAUCGUGAGCUCAAUGAGAAUUCCUGGAGAAGUAACAAUUAAAAGUUCUAUCAAAGUUAUUGCUCUGAACGUCUUUAUUCUUGCCUUAUCAGCUGCAAUAGCGGUCUUACCUGUUCUCGAAAAAUAUAAAGAUUUCUUUGCGAAUGGAGUACGAUAUGACACUGACUUAAAACUUUUCAUCGGGUUGGUCAGCAAAAAGACGCACUCUGGAGUUUUUGAAAAAUACUUCGGUCGUAUGAACGACAGGUCUUUAAGUUGGGAUACGAUAGACAAGAUGACAUCCGAAAUGUUCUCCCAUGAUCAUGGAGCUAAACUAGACUUCACAAAAACAGAGUCAAAAGUUGGAUUUUACGGAAACGAUGGAGUGUGCCUUUUCAAAUACUUUAUUCGGAAGACUGACCCACAAAUGGCAUUUGUUUGGAGCAUCCUGGUGAUCAACUUUACCUGCUUCGUGGUGAUAUUAACAUGCUACAUUGUCAUCGGCGUAUUCUCAAACAGAUCGUCCAACAAGGUGACAGCUGGAAGAGUCGACGAGCAGAUUCGUCAAAGAAAUAGGCGGAUGAACCAAAGGAUAGCUGUAAUCAUCAUAACUGAUUUUCUCUGCUGGGUGCCAUUCAUCAUAAUUUGCAUGCUUCAUUAUUCUGAAAUCGUGGAUGCAACUCCUUGGUAUUCAGUCACAUCCAUGGUGAUUUUGCCCAUCAAUUCAGUGAUUAACCCCCUCCUUUACAACGAAUUUAUAGCGAGGGCUGUUGGGGGAGGUGUUUCAGGAGCGACCAGAAAGAUAUCUCAUGCUAGGUCCUUGUUGUCUCAAAUCUUCAUUAGGCAGGUUCCUCCUCCAACCGAAAAUGUUGAAAUGCAACAGAUUUAGUCGACUAUUUCAGGUAUAAUCCUCUGCAAGAACAAUCUCGAAACUUUUUCUUGUCGCUGGUUUGAUUUUGUCAGAAAAAAAUAGACAAGUCAUCGCUCAUUGCUGACGCGAUGCAAAUAACAGCAAAGACCUAGGCCAACACAACUAAACUAUACAAACAGCAUUUACAAUAAAGUCUAGAAGAAUUUAAUGUAAAUGUACAAGAAAGUUUAAGUUUUGUUUAGGCUUGGUUUGGAAUAUGCAACAUUUUAUUGGUUCUCUUUGGUAUAAGUUUCUCGAAUUUAUGUGAUAUGUGCCAUUUUGUGUACCAUUUUAAACGACCAAAUGGUCGUUUUUACUUUUGACUUUGAAUAUGAUUUACUAUGAAUUGUGAUUGACAUGCAAUAUAUCUGAUUUUUCAAUAUAAUAUUUUUCUAGAAAAGAAUUCAAAAAUUGC